Messenger RNA from Phyllopteryx taeniolatus (common seadragon), 665 nucleotides. It is a transcript of the gene ifnphi1, whose product is annotated as interferon phi 1. The record is from RefSeq and is a predicted model, not a curated record. NCBI's taxonomy places the organism in Eukaryota, Metazoa, Chordata, Actinopteri, Syngnathiformes, Syngnathidae. Gene Ontology annotation, biological process: defense response. Gene Ontology annotation, molecular function: cytokine receptor binding. Gene Ontology annotation, cellular component: extracellular region. The transcript is spliced from 5 exons. The coding region runs from base 56 to 592 and encodes 178 amino acids.
UUAUAAGUGUCGAGCACGAGCGACAUAUGGGCGCAUCAUCAUCAUCAUCAUCAUCAUGUUGGGCUUGGCACGUGCACAGGCGGUCCUGGUCCCGGUCCUGGUCCUGUUUGGGGCGCUCGCAUCCACCCUCGGCUGCGAUUGGCUGAGACGAUACACGGACAUGAGCGACAAGUGUCUGAUUCUGCUGCGGGACCUGGGCGGUCCCAUCACAGACGAGGAAUUCCCUCUUCCUUUCCCGAGAAAACUUUACCGGCUGGCAUCGAAGUCUCAGGCGCCGUGCAAACUGCCGUUCGUCCGCGACAGUUUGGGGCACAUUUUGGAUGUUUACCUGCAAGUGGACGCCUCCCGCGUGGGCUGGCACGCGGGCCGCGUGGACGAACUGCUCCACAUCCUGCACAGGCAGAAGGAUGAGCUCAGCGCCUGCAUUUCCCCAGCAAAGCCCAGCUGUUUUUCCCAAAAGCUGCGCCGCUACUACCGCAGAUUGACCAACGCGACUCUCAACGGCACGGUUAGCGGCGCGCGGUGGGAGUUGAUCCGCAGCGAAACCCAAAUGCACCUGCAGCAGCUGCACCUGUUCGUGGCCGCCAUGUGACAGCGCCUGCUGCCGCCUGCUCCUUCACUUUUCUAUUGCUCUAUUUAUUGGUCUUAUUUAUUAUAUAUUUCAU